Metarhizium album ARSEF 1941 is the source of this 2169-nucleotide messenger RNA. Its product is annotated as Heat shock protein Hsp88. Gene Ontology annotation, biological process: protein folding. NCBI's taxonomy places the organism in Eukaryota, Fungi, Ascomycota, Sordariomycetes, Hypocreales, Clavicipitaceae. Gene Ontology annotation, molecular function: ATP binding; ATP-dependent protein folding chaperone. The record is from RefSeq and is a predicted model, not a curated record. Bases 1 to 2169 code for a protein of 722 amino acids. The transcript has 6 exons. Gene Ontology annotation, cellular component: cytosol; nucleus.
AUGAGCGUCGUGGGUGUCGAUUUCGGAACGCUUCAAACGGUGGUCGCUGUCGCCAGAAAUCGUGGCGUCGACGUGAUCACCAACGAAGCUUCCAACAGAGCUACUCCCUCCAUGGUUGGUUUCGGCCCCAAGACGCGAUUUAUUGGGGAGGCUGCCAAGACCCAAGAGAUCACCAAUCUCAAGAAUACAGUGAGCUGCUUGAAACGCCUCGUUGGCCGAUCCUUCAACGACCCCGAUGUCAAAAUUGAGCAGCAGUUCAUCACUGCACCGCUUGUUGAUAUCAAUGGGCAGGUUGGUGUUGAGGUGUCCUACCUCGGGAAGACGGAGAGAUUCACAGCUAUUCAGCUCGUCGCCACCUACUUGAGUAAAAUGAAACAAAUCGCGGCUGCCGAGCUGAAGUCGCCCGUUUCCGAUCUCUGCAUGAGCGUUCCCCCAUGGUUCUCGGAUGUUCAGCGCCGAGCCCUGCUUGAUGCCGCUGAGGUUGCGGGCCUGAAACUUCUCCGCCUCAUCAAUGAUAACGCUGCAGCUGCUCUCGGUUGGGGCAUCACCAAACUCGACCUUCCAGCCCCAGAGGAGAAGCCCCGCCGGGUGUGCUUCGUCGAUGUCGGCCACUCCAACUUCACCUGCUCCGUUGUCGAAUUCAAGAAAGGGGAGCUUGCCGUCAAGGGUACAGCUUGGGAUCAUAACUUUGGAGGUCGAGACUUUGACAAGGCUCUCGUUGAUCAUCUUGCGAAGGAGUUCAAGGGAAAAUACAAGAUCGACAUUCACACUCACGGACGUGCCAUGGCCCGCACCAUUGCCGCCGCUGAGAAGACAAAGAAGAUUUUGUCCGCCAAUCAACAGGCCCCCGUCAAUAUUGAGUCUCUGAUGAACGACAUUGAUGUUGCUGCCAUGAUCACUCGUCAGGAAUUCGAAGCUAUGAUUGAACCACUUCUGAAUCGCGUCCAGGCACCUCUGGAGCAGGCUCUGGUGCAGGCUAAAGUCACCAAGGAUGAUAUCGAUGUUGUUGAGAUUGUCGGCGGUGGCUCUCGUGUCCCUGCUCUCAAGGAGCGUAUCCAGACCUUCUUCGGGAAGCCCCUCUCUUAUACGAUGAAUGCUGAUGAAGCUGUUGCCCGCGGCUGCGCUUUUAGCUGCGCUAUCCUGUCCCCGGUGUUUCGGGUCCGUGACUUCUCAGUCCAAGACAUCAUCAGCUACCCCAUCGAGUUCGCCUGGGAGAAAGCUGCCGACAUUCCUGAUGAGGAUACCAGCCUGACGGUCUUCAACAAGGGUAAUGUCCUUCCGUCGACCAAGAUAUUGACCUUUUACCGCAAGCAACCAUUCGAUCUCGAAGCUCGGUAUGCCAAGCCCGAAGAUCUGCCCGGCAAGCAGAACCCUUGGAUAGGACGGUUCUCUGUCAAGGGUGUCAAGGCCGAGGGUCAGGACGAGUUCAUGAUUUGCAAGCUUAAGGCUCGUAUCAACAUUCACGGCGUCCUCAAUGUCGAGAAUGGUUACUAUGUCGAAGACCAGGAAAUUGAGGAGGAAAUCAAAGAAGAUGAAAAGGAGGACAGUGAGAAGAAGGAUCCAGAUGCUAUGGAUACCGACAAAAAGGAGGAUGCCCCUAAAAAGACUCGAAAGGUUAAGAAGCAGGUCCGAAAGGGCGACUUGCCAAUCUCCAGUGGGACUUCUUCUCUAGAUCCCGCACAGAAAGCCGCCUUGAGUGAAAGGGAGUCUUCCAUGGUCAUGGAGGACAAGCUCGUUGCUGAUACGGAAGAGAAAAAGAAUGAGCUGGAAACUUUCAUCUACGACCUUCGUGCCAAACUCGACGAACAGUACGCCGAGUUUGCCAGUGACGAAGAGAAGACGAGCAUCAAGGCCAAGUUGGAAGUUGCCGAGGAAUGGCUCUAUGACGAGGGCGACGAUGCCUCCAAGGGCGUCUAUAUUGCCAAGCUUGACGAACUGAGAGCUCUUGCUGGGCCCAUCGUUCAGCGCCAUUUUGAGAAAAUCGAGGCCGAGAGGCGUGCUGCCCAGGAACGUAUCGAGGCCGAGAAGGCUGCCAAAAGAGCCGCUGAGGAAGAGGAUCGCAAGGCUGCUGAGGCGGAAAAGUCCGCUCAGCAAGGCUCGAACGACCAGGAGAUGAAGGAUGCCGACGACCCGCAGCCCCAGUCGGAAGAACCUGACGAGUCUAAAUAA